Messenger RNA from Nicotiana tabacum (common tobacco), 5772 nucleotides. The record is from RefSeq and is a predicted model, not a curated record. Lineage: Eukaryota; Viridiplantae; Streptophyta; Magnoliopsida; Solanales; Solanaceae.
UCACAUUACCGCAAGUCAAACCAACAGCAAAGUAUAAUUUUUUACCCAGAUUAGAUUGUAAACAAUAAAUGUGAAUAGUCUUCACUAUGAUAGCUUAAGUCUACAAGAAUCUCAAGCAAAGUAAGUGACGAAAUAAACCAGAAAAAUAAAUAUUAUAAGAACAGUAGAAGGAUUCAAUAAACCUAAUCCCUUCCCUCUCUCAUCCUAAAAUUUUCUUUCCCAAAAUUUCCCUCCCGAAACCACCCCAAAGACCAGAUCUUAACAGAGAAGAUUCCAGCAGAAAAACUUUAGCCUAUCAUCUUCUCCGAUGAUAUUAUUGGAUAAAAUUUUCAGGCUAAACAAGUCUCUCGUUGAAGCUGACGUUAUCCAGUAAAUAUUCAUUGUUAUGUUCCUACGCCGGUGUCGAGGACAAUAUUAUGACAAUAUGGUUGAGGAUGGGUAAGAGAAAAAAAUGGGAUGGGGGAGGUUGGAGACAGUAUGAAAGAGGGUGGAGAAAAGGAGGAGCGAAAGGGGGAGCUGGAGAGCUUGGAAAGACGAUUUUUCUUUUCUUUUUUUUUUAAUUGUAUUUUACUUUUAAUUCAUUUUUUCUGAUUUUAGAUUUUUAAAAUUAAAAUAAUCAUGUUCACACGUGCUUCAUAGGUGUGAUUAACACUCAUUUUCGCGACAUCAGCUAUGUCCUUGCCAUAUAAGCAUGGUCAUAUUUAAGUAUUUAAAUUAGAAUAUUGUUUUGUUCCUACUUAUUAGAAGAGGGAACACAGGCACCUCUCCGUCAACGUGUGUGUUCCCUUGAAUAUUUAACUUUGUCUGGGGUAUGUUUGUAAUUUCAUUAAUUUACAGCUCAAGUGUUGACUCUUUCUGCCGUUAGCCAACGCGUGACCUCCCAAUUCUUCAAACCUAAAACCUCCAUUCAACACAACCUACUCCACAUCUGUUUGCAAUAACCAAAAAUUGCCGAAGGAAGGAAAGAGGACAUCAUCAAUUGCCCCAAAAUUUAGCAGACUUCACCUAAUAAUUCAACGAAAUUACAACACUUAGCCUUUUCCGAUUCUCAUCUACCACAAAGAGCAGUUAUCUUGCGUUAAUAAGCUUGUGAAACAAUGUAUUCCGGCCAAAGAAACAAACGGCCAUAUGCAGAACAUACAAACUCUGACAAGAAUGUAAGAAGACGUCAUAUUUAUUGACAAAUAUUGCCUGAUAAAAAAGAGGCAAUGUUACUACAACGUCGCACCAAAGAACUUGAACGGCAAAAAUGGAAUAGUUCGAUAAAAUCGACAAUUGAUCCAGAUGAAAAAGUAAUAUAUCAAUGUUACCCUAUGAUUCGAAAACAUAUUGCUCUUAUCAUAAGAGAGCCUUCUUCUGCCGACGUCCAAGUUGGCAGCAACCAUGAUGUUAAUACUUUCUCAAGUUCUUUUGAUAAGGGAAAAAAUGUCGCUCAUCCGUUUUCUGUAUUUGAAAGAGGAUCAACAUCGCGUGCAUCUAAGGGACAACAAAAUUUGUUCCCCGAUGCCACAGGCAAAGACUUGUACACAGGUAACACUGAAGAAGCUAAGCACUUUCGAACCUACAUUAGAGCAUACAACAAUAUGUUUGCCUUUACGUCACUUGGUGUAACCAAUGAUAAAGAUUUAGCGAGGAGAUAUCAUGGUAUAUAUACGUUUCGAGUUCAGGGACAAAUGUAUCAUUUUAUACCCGGUUUACUUCCUUUUGAUAAAAAAGGAAAGAAUAUGCAAUUAUACUUUUAUGAUAACGAAAAUGAACUUGCUAACAGAAUGGCUUGUUCAAGAAAUAUUAACGAAUCAAUUGUAAAAAGGCUUAUGCAUGUGCUCUCAAUUAAUCCAUAUUCCAUUUUCUUAAAAUCCUUGACAAACGUUCCGAAACUAUCUGAUUGCUAUAUCGCGCUUAAAUGUGAACCAAAGUCAGAUCAACGUGUAUAUAAUCUACCAACUACAACAGAGGUAGCUGGAAUAUGGGUACAUGAUAAUGCUGUCGAUAUUGUUUCUACGCCUCAUAUUCGUAUUUACACACAUAGUGACAAGACUCAAUCAGUAAACUAUUAUUAUGGAUGUUAUGAUGCAUUACAAUAUCCGUUAUUAUUUCCAUACAGUCAAAACGGGUGGCAUUGUGGUAUUAAAAAAAUUGUACGAACAGAUCAACAUUAUUGUAAAAAUGAAGAAUUACCGAGUGUAAAGAACAUGUGUUCCAUUGAUGGAUUUCUUGAUAUGGAAGCUCAAACUAAGGAAAAAGGAAAACGAAAAAAAGAGAUAGUUUCUUGUCGUGAGUAUUAUUGUUACAAAUUUCAGAUAAGAGAGGAUGAAAAAAAUGAGGUCCUACAUUGUGGAAGAUUAUUUCAACAAUUCAUAGUAGAUGUGUUCAUAAAGCUAGAAACACAAAGAUUAGAUUUUUAUUUUUUUAAUCAAGAUUUGUUUCGAAUGGAUGUGCUACAAGGACUUAUUAAUUUUUUAAAACUUGGUGAAACAGAAGCUUCCAAGAUUGGCAAGAAAACAUUCCUCCCUGUUACUUUCAUAGGAGGGCCAAGGGAUAUGCGUCGACGGUAUAUGGAUGCUAUUGCAUUAGUGCAACGAUUUGGAAAACCUGAUAUUUUUUUAACUAUGACAUGUAAUCCAUCUUGGCCAGAAAUAAAACAACACUUGUUAUCAACAGAUGAAACUCAAAAUAGACCUGAUUUAGUAUCACGAGUAUUCAGAGGAAAAGUAGAAGAAUUAAAAGCAGAUAUCUUGAAAAAAAAUAUAUUUGGAAAAGUUGCCGCUUUUAUGUAUACUAUAGAAUUUCAAAAACGUGGUCCUCCACAUGCUCAUUUUCUUAUCAUACUUACUUGUGAGUACAAAUUGUUAGCACCUGAAUCUUAUGAUAAGUUUGUUUGUGCGGAGUUGCCUGAUUGUAAUACUGAAGAGCACCUUUAUUCACGUGUGCUUCAACAUAUGAUGCACGGACCGUGUGUUGAUUUAAAUCCUACAAAUUCAUGUAUGGGAAAAAGAGGGCUUUGUAAAUUUAAUUAUCCAAAAGAUUUUGCUGAGCAAACAUCAAAAGGAAAGAAUUCGUAUCCAAUUUAUAGAAGACGAAGCACAGGUAAACUUGUACAUAUAAGGGAACAAUAUUUGAAUAAUUCAUGGGAUGUCCCGUACAAUCCUUACUUACUUUGUAAGUUUGAUUGUCAUAUGAAUAUUGAAGUUUGUUCUGAUAUUAAAGUUGUAAAAUAUAUUUACAAAUACAUUUGCAAGGGACAUGAUAAAAUUGCUUUCUGUAUACAUAACAAUAAUGAAAUAGAUGAAAUAAAAGAAUAUCGAUCUGCUAGAUGGGUAACACCCCCAGAAGCGGCAUGGCGUUUAUUUGGUUUUCCUAUUAGUGAAAUGACUCCGACUGUUUAUCAUCUUCAAUUACAUUCAGAAGGGCAGCAAUUUGUUUCUUUUAAAAGUAGUGAAACUGUGAAUAGAAUUUUAAAUAAUCCGAUGAUUAGAAAAACAAUGUUGACUGAAUUUUUUGCUAUGAAUAGAACUAAUGAACAUGCUAUAGCUAUGCAAUUAUUGUAUAAGGAGUUUCCAGAACAUUUUGUAUGGUCUCCAGGAUAUAGAACGUGGACACGUCGGUAAAAACGUAACGUAAUUGGACGUGUUGUAACAUGUCAUCCAACAGAAGGAGAGAGGUAUUAUCUCAGGUUAUUAUUGAUGAACGUGAGAGGGCCUAAAUCAUAUGAAGAUCUUCGUACUGUUAGCGAGAUACCCUGUAGUACAUUUAGAGAAUCAGCAGAAAAAAGAGGAUUAUUAUACUGUAGCAAUAGUCUAAUUGAAUGUAUGUUAGAGGCUGUUAGCUAUCAAAUGCCAUAUAGCUUGAGACGCUUAUUUGCCACACUGUUAGUAUAUUGCAAUCCUGCUGAUCCAAAAAAAUUAUGGGAAAUGUUUGAAGAUUCAACGUCCGAAGACUUUAAAUAUUUCUUUGAUUUUGAAGAAAAAGGUGUUCGGCAUAAGGUUUUAAGCCAUAUCAAUGAUAUCUUGCACUCUAUGGGACACGACAUAAAUGAGUAUAAGCUUAUUCCAAAGAAUAUUAGAGCUUCCGAAACUGCAAAGGAUGCAAAGGAUAUUCAUUUUGAAAGAAAUAUAAUUGUUAGUGAACAAGACUUACUUUUACCGAAGAGAUUGAAUGUUCAACAAUUACGCUCAUAUAAUACAAUAAUUGAUAGAGUAUUUUCUGGAAAACAAGGAACAUUCUUCGUCGAUGGUCCUGGAGGAACAGGUAAAACUUUUUUAUACCGUGCAUUAUUAGCAACAAUCUAGUCUCAAGGAUUUAUAGCUUUAGCAACUGCAACUUCUGGCGUGGCAGCUUCUAUCCUUCCAGGAGGACGGACUGCUCAUUCACGGUUCAAAAUGCCUAUUGAUAUAGAUGAUAAUUUUCGUUGCAACAUUAGUAAACAGAGUUCGCUGGCAUGUCUAAUUAGAGAUGCGAAAUUAAUUGUAUGGGAUGAGGCAUCAAUGGCAAAAAAGAAUAUGAUUGAAGCUCUUGAUGCACUUCUAAGAGAUAUUAUGGACGUCGAUACAAUGUUUGGUGGUAAAGUUGUCGUAUUUGGAGGUGACUUUAGACAAACUCUACCAGUUGUUCGAAAUGGAAAAAAAAGAAGAUUUUAUUUAUGAAAGCUUAUUGUAUUCUGAAAUUUGGAAUAAGCUUGAGAAAUUACGCCUAUCUGAAAAUAUGCGCGCAAGAACAGAUCCUUUUUUUUGUGAAUAUUUACUCCGAAUUGGAAAUGGAACAGAAAGAACUAACUGUGAAGACAAAAUAGAGAUUCCUGAUUCUUUUGUUAUUCCUUUUACGACUGAAGAAGAAUCCUUAGAUGCAUUGUUUAGUGUAACUUAUCUUGAUUUGCACGCAUUUUCUCCUGAUUCAUCUAUGAUAACCUCUCGUGUUAUUUUAACAACGAAGAAUGACUUUGUAAAUGAAAUAAAUAAUAUGUUGAUCACUAAAUUUUCACAAAGGUCUAAAACAUUUGUUGCAGUAGAUGAAACUAUUGACCCGAACGAUCAAAGCCAGUUUGAAGAUUUUCUACAUAGUUUAGAUCCUCCUGGUUUACCGCCUUAUAAGUUAACUUUAAAGGAAAAUUGUCCUGUUAUAUUAUUACGAAAUCUAAAUCCUUGCGAAGGUUUAUGCAACGGUACACGGUUAACAUGCUGUGACUUUAGAACACAUGUCAUAAGUGCUAAAAUUGAAAGUGGUGAUUUCAAAAAUACACAUGUAUUUAUUCCGAGAAUACCAUUGUUAACAUCACAAGAUGAAAAAAUACCUGUUCAAUUUAAGAGAACACAAUUUCCCCUAAGAUUGUGCUUUGCUAUGACCAUAAACAAAGCUCAAGGUCAAACAUUAGAUUUUGUUGGNUCAAAUAUUAGAUUUUGUUGGAAUUUACUUACGUGAACCUGUUUUUUCUCAUGGUCAGCUUUAUGUUGCUUUAUCAAGAGCGAAAAGUUCAAACUGUGUUAAAAUACUGAUUCGACCAUCUACAGCGGACACUACUGAUGAUCAUUCAACAUAUAAUGUGGUUUAUGACAAAAUUAUUCAGAAAGCUUUCUCGUAGGAGACCUAAUGACCUUUAGUUCAACAAUGAAAAAACCAAGUUUUUAACUCCGCUUGUGUUUCGGUUACACUACUACACCACAGCCGGUCUCAAGCCCGGAAAAAGGAGAAGGGUUUACUGUCUAUCUAUGCUUUACAAUUCUAGUAUGCAGGAUGAUUAGUAAACCAGCAUAUAUUGGAUCUUUCAAAAUCAUUAAG